UUUCCCAGCCUUAUUUGGUCACAGGAAGUGGGCGGGGACCGGCCUGCUCCGGGGAGGGCGAGAUCAUAAGACAGUAGUGCUGAUGAAGUGGAAGAGCUGGUUCCCGUUCGCCGCGGUGCCUGUGUGCGCGGCUGGAGGGUGUCCCUGGGCCGCGCCGUGGAAGGCUGGGUUGUGCAAUCCUCUCGGAGCGCCGGAGCACAAGUCCUCCUCUGCUGUUGCAUGCUCCCCCCGCCUCUCUCUUUUUUUUUCAAGCUGUGAGCUCAACCGAUGAGUCAGAGCCAUGCAAUCCUGACACUGCAUCGCAGGGCUGGGGGUGACACGGAGGGAGAGCGCCAGGGAGCAAGCACCGAAGCAGGGACCCGGAGCAGGACUCAGCCCUUGCAGGGGAGCUGCAAGCAAACUUCUGCCUCCCUCCCAGGCCCGGGGACGGAGGGCCCUUCCUCCAGGAAGGAGGGGGCGGGUGGGCUAGCCGGCGUCGGUUUGUUUUUAAAUUUGGGGAGGUGCGUGCAAGCCGCUGGAGGUUCCCCGGGAGAUCGCCCUCGGCUCGCCGCCGCCGCCGCAGGAGAGGACGCCGACGCCGGAGCCCGCCGGGCAGGCGCUGGGCACUGAAAAUUCUGGCACCAUGAAUUGGGGGAGGAUAAAAGAGAUGAUACACGGGGUUUGAGAGACCCUUUAGAAGAACCAGAAGGAAUCUUAAGUGACUGACCAAGCCUUCCCUUUUCCUGUUCCCCACUUUUCUUCCUUUGUUGACUGGAAAUUAGCCUUCGGAACCACUGGGCGGGGAGGGGGGAUGCCCAUGCUCCAAGGGGCUUUUCCCUGGGGGAUGGGCAGCUGGUGAGUGGGUAUCUCUUGGCCCCGGCAUUGCAAACCACACCAUGAACCUCCAGGCCCAACCCAAGGCCCAGAACAAAAGGAAACGGGUUCCGUUUUUCAGUGACCCAGAAACGGCAACAAAGGAACAGCAGCCGCUCAAGGAGGGGCAGUAUUAUGGUCACGGAGGAACAGUUAGCAGCGUCCCUAGCUCCCAGCCCACGGACCUGCCCCCUCACAAUCCCCUGCCGCUACUGAACUCAGUAGUUUACAGAACGGAGCGGGGCAACCCUUCCAUGCUCUCUCAACCAGUGGCAGCUGUGAAGUGGUCAAACUCAGUGAUGGGCCGGGUGUCCGAACGGGCUGGAGAGGCGGGCUGGCAGCAGCAGUCCCAGCCCUCCCCCCACCCAUUGUGGAACCAUGCGAUCACGAUGUACGGUGGCCAGAAAGGGGCCCCUCACCCCGGGGUCGGGGUUUCAGGGUUUUACGGCCACCCCGAGGCCUUGAAGCGCAGCCAGGAGAAAGGGAUCCUGCCACUGGAUCCCUACAAUGAUGCCAUACAGCAGAUGAUGUCCCAGAAGGCACAGCUGGAGCUCGGGAGGCCCCAGGGCCCAGUGAACUCCUUCCACACACCCAAGAAACCCCCCGGCCAGCUGCCCCUGCAGCCUUUCCAGUUGGCAUUUGGGAACCAGGUGAACCGUCACGUUUUCCGACAGGCCCCACCCGGCGCCAACCCGAGCGCCUUUCCCCCGCCACAGAAGCAGCAGGCCCUCCCCCAGAUGCAGCUUUUUGAGAAUUUCUAUCCCGGCCAGCAGCAGCCUCCUCCCCACUCCCAGCAGCCCCAGGACUUCGGCCUCCAGCCAGCCGGCCCCAUGGGCCAGGCUCACCUUGGAGCCCAUCACGGUAUGGUACCCUGCCCCUUCCCCCCCAAUCCCGAGAUGAACCCAGAGCUCCUGAAGGCCCUCAUGCAGGACCAGCCUACGCAACCCGUGCUACCUCAGGCCCAGAUCUCCUUUCCACGGCGCUCCCGACGACUCUCCAAGGAAGGGAUCCUCCCGCCCCCGUCAUCCACCGCUGCCCUGGAUGGUCCUGCUCCCCCGUCCCGGGAAGAGAUGUCCAGCAACCUGUUCUUGCACCACUGGUCACAGCAGCAGCAGCAGCAGCACCUGCCUCAGGGUAACGUGGGGCAGCCCCACCCCGACUCUCUGGGCCACGACAAGGGCGCUCCCCUGCUGGCCCAGUCAGAGCAGGCCCUUGGCGGUCAGCAGCACGUGCCGGAGGGGGAGCGGCUGGCCCAGAACGGGCGGGAGCGGGAGGCCCCCGAAGGCAGCGACACUUGGGCAGCCAACGACUUUGGGUUGGUUCGAGGAGGGGUGAUUCAAAGCACGCGGCGGCGGCGGCGGGCUUCCCAGGAGGCCAAUCUGCUGACUUUGGCUCAGAAAGCUGUGGAACUGGCCUCGCUCCAGAACUCGAUGGAGGGAGAAGGCCUCGAGGAGAGGCGGAAGACAGUGGUAGCAUCUGCAGCCAAGAGUGUGGUGGAGUUCGCUGGGCCCUCACCCCCCUCCAAACGAGCCCGAGAAGAGAUGGUCCCUCUUAUCAUCCCCGUGUCAGUCCCUGUGUGCAGGGUAGAUUUGCCAGAGGUAGCCCAGCUGGGAUAUUCAGAUGAAGAAGGGAAAGUCCCUUUGGCCUCAGCACCUGAUCGGAGUCCCACAGAACACAAGCCCUCAGUCAUUGUCACACGAAGGAGAUCCAACCGGAAUCCCACGGCCGAUGCGCCAGCCCAGGCUGAAGACGCGGACGCCAAGGGGGACGCCGAGGGCUCGGUGCGGAAGCCGAAGCAGAGGCCUCGCCCGGAGCCCCUCAUCAUCCCCACCAAGGCAGGCACUUUCAUCGCCCCUCCGGCCUACUCCGCCAUCACCCCCUAUCAGAGUCACCUGCGCUCGCCGGUGCGCCUGACUGAGCACCCGCCUGACAGAAACUUUGAGCCGCCCCCCUACACGCCCCCGCCCAUCCUCAGCCCCGUGCGGGAAGGCUCUGGCCUCUACUUCAACGCCAUCAUGUCGGCCACGGGCCUCGUCGCCCCUCCCCCCAUCACGCCGAAGAGCGCCCACCGCACCCUGCUGCGCUCCAACAGUGCUGAAGUCACUCCACCUGUUCUUUCUGUGAUGGGGGAAGUUACACCUGUCAGCAUUGAGCCAAGGCACAGGCCACCACUGACAACAGAAGACAAGUUUUCCCCUAGCGACCAUUUGACCCAUAGUCGAAUCAAUGUGGGGACUAGGUUCCAAGCCGAAAUCCCCCCAAUCCGGGAUAGGGCCCUGGCAGCUGUAGAUGAACAUAAAGCAGACCUGGUCUGGCAGCCGUGGGGAGACCUGGAUGCUAGCAGGGAGACGCAAGGGCAAGUGGAAGACCUUCUGACUGCUGCCUGCUCUAGUAUCUUUCCUGGGGCUGGAACCAACCAGGAGCUAGCCUUGCAUUGCCUGCAUGAAGCCAAGGGCGACAUCUUGGCAACACUGACCAAAUUGCUGCUCAAGAAGCCACUUCGACCUCCCGAUCACCCACUGGCAAAUUACCACUAUACAGGGUCUGACCAGUGGAAAGUAGCUGAAAAAAAACUAUUCAAUAAGGGCAUUGCCAUCUACAAGAAAGAUUUCUUCCUAGUGCAGAAGUUGAUUCAGACCAAAACAGUGGCCCAGUGUGUGGAGUUCUACUAUACCUACAAGAAGCAGGUGAAAAUUGGGCGAAACGGGACCCUAACCUUCGGGGAUAUUGAUACCACAGAUGAGAAGCUGGGUCAAGAGGAAGUAGAAGUGGACAUUAAGAGUUCCCAGAGGUUGACAAAGGCCCAGCCUCCCAGAAGGGAGGCCCCACCUGAAGAAUGUACAGUAGCCAAGAAGGAGGUCAAGAAGGAGGAUGGGGAGGAAGAAAGGAAGCAGGAAGAGCAAGAAGAGGUGCGAGAGAGGAGCCGGAGGGCAGCUGCUGUCAAAGCUGCCCAGACGAUACAAGCCAAUGAGGCGAUCAAUGAUGUCCUCAUCCUCAGAAGCCACGAGUCCAGUGCUCCUGGGGUGGCCAGCAGCCGAGCCGUAGAGAAGCCCAAGGAGAGCUCUGGGAAGUCUCGAAGAGCUGGACCCAUCCCCGAGAAGAAGACUCCAGAGACCUUAAAUAAAAACCAGAACCAGGACAGCACGUUCCCUUGUAAAAAAUGUGGCAGGGUCUUCUUCAAGGUAAAAAGCCGCAGCGCCCACAUGAAAAGCCACGCGGAACAGGAGAAGAAGGCGGCAGCGCUCAAGCAGAAGGAGAAGGAAGCCGCGGCUGCGGCGGCCGCAGCAGCUGCCGCCGCCACCCGCCUCCAGGCCCGACGGGACAACAGCAGCAGUAGCAAUGGUGGUGGUGGUGGCGGCGGCGGCGGCAGCAGCAGCGGCGGGAGCUCAGAUGAAGAUGGCGAAAUGUAGUGAACAGCAGGGGCCGGGGACUCGGCUGGGAAAGCAGUGAGGCUGGUUCUCCCUCACGCUCCCUGUCCGCUCCCUCUCCUGCCUUGUGGCUGCAGCUGCCUGGCUCCAUGGACACUCAGCGGGGAGUCAGAAGGAAAUUGUGAAGACUGAAAAAAAUAUAACAAAAGACAAGCUUUUAUUUAAUUUAUAAAGGCCCUGGGAACAGUGUUACCUGGGGCAGGACCCAGUUCUCCCUCUACUGAACCUUGUCCCUGUGCUUUUUCAGAAUGGUAGGACUCCUCCUCUCAUGCUAUUUGGAGACUUCCAGCCUAGAGUCACCCAUCUGCCCCCACCAAGCCUCACGGCCAUUAUCGGUUGCUGCUGCUACUUCUGCUGCUUUUUGGACACCAAACUUGCUGCACAAUUUCCCCCUUUUUUUCUUGACCUUCCAUUCCUCCCCUCUGAGUCACUUGGAAGAUAUUUUAGGAGAUAGAAAGCUUAGCUCAAGUUUGCAAGAUUUCACCCUGUUCUGGACACAGCCUACUGAGCGCCAACAGAAAUCGAGCAACUCCGCCAGCAAGAUGCGCUCACUUGUCUCUCCUCCCUGGCUCAGGUGGGUGAGAGGGGGCGGCCCCCUUCUGGGAGAGGAGUAUUGGGUCUGCUCCUUGAACCUGCCACCUGGAACUGGCCCAGGCGAGCCUCCAGCUAGGGCCAGGAAGGAGCAGGCAAGCACACUGACACCCAAACCAAAGCUACUCUUUCCCAGCGUCUCUUCUUCCCCUGGAGGAGGCUGCUGGGUAUGCAUUGUGUGCCUGGGCAGCUGUGGACAGAGUGAAGAAGUGGCAGGGAUCCAGCUUUUUUUUCCCCCUGCUAUCCUUUUCAGGAUCUUAGCUUUCCUGUUUCCUGGCAACCCUGCCUAGAGCUGAGAUGAAUUUCUCAAACCUUUGGAGAUCCAAGCCAAAAUUAAUGGCAUCUGUCUUUGCUAAUAGAUCUUCCUGGGGAAAGGGAACUAGAAGGCUGUCUUUGCCAGAGAGAAAGGACUGAUGAGAAAGAAGGCUGCCUGUGGAGGGGAAGGUAGCCAAAAUUUUGCUAAAUUGGACUCAUCCUUAUCUCUCACCCCCUUGCCAGAUGCCUUCCGGUCCUUAGCUACUGUGAAAGAGGACACCUAAGAAGAGACUAGCUACAAGUCAUUCAGGGCCUCUUCCUUGAGAUUAAAUUUAUUAAUCCUAGGAAGAUGCCCGAGUUGACAGCCUUCAGCUUUCCUGGUGGUGGUCCCCUACAGUUCUAAGGUCAGAACCAAUCCACGUCCACCUCCUUGAUUGCCAAAACAGACCCCCAGAUUUCUUCAGAUUUUGCGAUCCUUUCCUGUCGGAGUCACUGAAUUAGAUAGGAAAGGAUUAUGAUUUGGGAGUUAUUUAUUUUUCAUAUUUAAUUUUUCAUAUCCUCUCAGGGAGAGGGGCCUCUUGCUUUCCAGAGGCCCAAUUCGUUUAUCCAAAAGUAAGAUACCUACCUGUCCUCAGAGGGAAAUAAUAACAUGUACCUGUGGUGUUGGACCUUUUCUGUCAGUCACUGUGGGAACUACCCCUCACAGCAGAGGAAGUGAGGUUUCCCCAAACCCAUCACAGGAUACUUGCUCAAAGCAACAGAGCCCAAAUCAGAAAAUACUUCAGUGUUUGGAAAAGGAUUUUCUUUUAAAGAAACUGAAACCAGUCCUGCUUGCUCAGCUUUAGAUAGGUUCUCCACUUUCAGAUAGGUUCAGAGUAAUGGUGGUGGAAAGUCCAUUCAAUUCUGGGCUGAGUGUGGAUUUCAUUCAGGUAGACCCUUGGGGGGAAAAAACCAACCCCAAAAACUAUUGUUAAUAGGAUACAGGUUUACUGAAAGUAGUGGAAUGAAAACUUAGAACAAGACUGAUUUCUGCUCACAUACUUAACCUAUAACUUUAUAAAUUAGGUCUAUAGGAAGUAGCAUUCCCAGUGAGGGCAUCUAGGUAACUAGGUGCAUCAGGCUAGUGAUUUGGGGAAGGGGAUUGCUUAUAAACUAUGUGCUAUCAGGUAUUCUUCAGUGUCAUUUAUACAUUAAUAUGGGUCUCUGGGGCCUCCACAGAGGGAAUAAUCGAAUUCUUCUGCCUUGCCUCCUAGAGAAUGAACUAGAUUUCCUAACUCCUCGCCCACAGAUCUGUUUUGCUCCAUACGAUUGUACAAAUUCAAUGUCCUAUGAUUUGUAUAAAAUCUUGUAUAUGAUCCAGAAGCAGGAAGUUAAGCUCAAUAUGAGUGCCUUCUCAGCUCAGCCCUGAAGUGCUACUUAUAUGUCCCAAGAUUUUUCUAUUUAAAAAUUCCUUUAAUUUCAGUCCUUGUUUAGAUACACAACAGCUGCUCUUGUAACAGAAACCUUCAGCCAGAUGAGACCCUUCCAUUCACUCAAAACAUGGUAGAUAGAACUCACUCUCUUGGAAUUCUUGGAACAGUGAUUCUCUUCCCCCUGCCCCCAGCUAGUAAGGACCUUCCCAGGUAGGGGUAGGAAAGGGAGCCAAAACAGGAUCUCUUAAUUUGGGAAGAGAAAGUUAUCUACAGUAAAAUGUGAAAAAAAAAAUGUAUCUUUAAAGACUUAAAGGCAAUCAUGGCUAAUAAAAUGCAUAUAAAACAAUUUGUAAACAAAGCUAAAUAUAUUCUUCAAUGGUGCUGUUCUCGAUCUGUGAUAGGUUCAAUCACAAUUUUUUUUUCUUUUACUUGCUUAGCCUAAUCAGAAAUCCCAUUGCUUUGGGAAGUUGGAUAAUCAGCAUCUCCAGCUUUAAGGAUUUCUGCCUCCUCUCCCAUUCCUAUCAUUCUAUGUCCAUUGUAAUAGCCACCGUCACCACCCACUUAAAUAAGGGCAUGAAACUCUGAUAUCAGAGUCUAGAUGGGAUAGGGGAACCUAUUGCCUCAAGGCCCUUUGUUAAUAGUGCCAUAGGACCUGGGAUGUGAUUUCGGUUAACAGAUAGUGUGGCUACUUGCUUUGCUCCCUUUUGAUAUUUCAUUGGGCUGACUUUUGUCCUUUGAAAGAAAAGGGAUUCCCCACCUCCGAUCUGGAUUGUAAAUUUGGUCUUGUUACUAUACGUUAAGGGAGCAGUGUAGGGCCAUUUUAUUUAAUUUUUUUUUUUUUUUUUUUUUUUUUUUUUUACUGCCUUUAAUCUCCAUCCAUGAUUAAAAUACAUUCCCUCCUCUUCUGCCAUCCACAUACCUCCCACUGUACCAAAUGGAGUUUAACCAGUGGUAUAGGGGCUUUUUUAAAUGCUGCUUGGGUCAAAAGGGAUUGUCUGCAUUCAACUGCCUCUGUGAAGCCGCUUCUCAUCCUUACACCACAUGCUAGACUGAAAGGAGAACACGAUGCAUAUUCAAGCCUCAGCUGUUCCAGUGUUCUCUCUGGGGCGUGCUUCUGGGAUGGUGUUUCACCAGCCUGGACGGCCUGACUCUUUAGGUUUACAGAGAAUAUGCAUGUUUCUAGAAAACAUUUCUAUAUUUAAAACCAGAUAUUCUUCCUUCCCAUUCUGUUGUGUUGAUAUUGCUAACAACAAUUUGCAGCUGUUUCAACCAUUACUUGUUUAAAUCUCUAAGUUGGAGGUCUUUUGGCAGGGGACAGAGCACAGGAACAGUCUGUAAUUAUUGUAUAAAUGCUUUCAUAGCAUAUAAAUAAGUAUAUUACUUUUAUUUUGAAAAAUGAUCAGACACUGCCUUUUGUGUGUUUGCUGCCUGUGGCAACCUUUUUAAAGACUGUUACAUAUUAAAAUAGUGUACAUAUAUAUUAUAUUAUAUAUAUUAUUUACCUCUUUUGCUGUACAGUUGUGAUAGACCAGACUGAAGAUUUUAUUUUUUGUGUGCUUUUUAUAAAAAAAAAAUUAAUACACUAAAGAAAAUCUUGCUGAUGUGAUUGUAAUGUACCCAUGUAACUUAUUUACUUUUGAAUGUCUUUCCAUAUCUCUAAACCUUUUAUUAAAUAAGGUUUUAAAAAUU
This is a messenger RNA of Sarcophilus harrisii (Tasmanian devil), 8227 nucleotides long. It is a transcript of the gene MIDEAS, whose product is annotated as mitotic deacetylase associated SANT domain protein. Gene Ontology annotation, cellular component: histone deacetylase complex; transcription regulator complex. The transcript has 14 exons. Gene Ontology annotation, molecular function: transcription corepressor activity. The record is from RefSeq and is a predicted model, not a curated record. Gene Ontology annotation, biological process: regulation of transcription by RNA polymerase II; negative regulation of DNA-templated transcription. NCBI's taxonomy places the organism in Eukaryota, Metazoa, Chordata, Mammalia, Dasyuromorphia, Dasyuridae. Bases 876 to 4262 code for a protein of 1128 amino acids.